Molecule: messenger RNA, 2008 nt
Organism: Varanus komodoensis (Komodo dragon)
Lineage: Eukaryota; Metazoa; Chordata; Lepidosauria; Squamata; Varanidae
Gene: TMEM74
Product: transmembrane protein 74
Exons: 2
Coding region: 335-1267 (310 amino acids)
Source: RefSeq, a predicted model, not a curated record
CGGGAGGCAGGAGGACCGGAGCGCGUGGCGGAGCGGGGCUACAAGUGCCUCUUUCGCAGACUUUGAUGGAGCGGCUCGGGAUGAACGACGGCGCCACCCCAGCCUGGUGGGCGCAGACGGACGGAGCAGAUUGAAAAGGAAUGCUUGUCCAAGGGAAUUUGUUUAAUUGGGUAGUGGCUGAAACAGAUGCCCAGCAAAACAGUGGCUGGAGUGUAGAAAGCUGCCCUGAGUGUGCCAUGCUACGGGGAGGUCAUAACCAGCACCAUUUGCUGAAGCAUGGGCUUAUUGUGAAGGGGAAACGGGGGCUCCCUUGAGUGGUGCUCCCAGGGCAUGCAUGGAACUCCUGUGCCUCGCCAGUCAGGGCAGCCAGCCGAAUCGGCGCCACAGCAUGGACCGGUGCUUGCAAACUCUUCCAUUUCAGGGGCCAGCUGACGAAAGCGAGGCAAGGACUAAAACGCUGGCGAUGUCUGCCGAGCGCUCCGAGUGGCACUGCAAAGCCCCCCAAAGGCCAGCCAAAGACGAUCCCGCUCAGGCUUCCUUUUCGUUCCCUGCCACACCUUCGUGGUCUCCAGACCAUGCAGCUGCAGGUCAGGUUGCCUGCCACCCCACUCUUCCCCUUGAAGAAAAGGAAGCUGUGAUGCAGAAGAGAGCCUGUUGCUGUGAAUCUGAUACGUCCUUCACUUGCGUGGACGAAAACGUCAACAAUCUUGACCACACGGGAAGCCUUGCACACCAGGGCUGUUGCCAAGACCUGGAUCUCCUUCCCCAUCCUGAGCCGUGUGGAGAGCGGCCACUAGAAUGGCCCUACGAUCCGCCCUCACUGGUUUCCGAGGAAGAUGACGAUGCCACCUCAGAAACUGCCGGAAAGUCUGUUGAUUACGGCUUCAUCAGUGCAAUCUUUUUCCUGGUCAGUGGGAUUUUGCUAGUGAUUGUUUCUUAUGUAGUUCCCAGGGAUGUGACCGUGGACCCCAACACGGUGGCGGCGAGGGAGAUGGAGCGACUGGAGAACGAGAGUGCCAAGGUCGGGGCUCAUCUAGAUAGGUGUGUGAUUGCUGGGCUCUGCCUUUUGACCCUGGGGGGUGUGGUGCUGUCCAGUUUGCUCAUGAUUUCCAUGUGGAAAGGAGAGCUCUACCGGCGGAACAGGUUCGCUGCCUCUACAGAAACAGCCAAGUUGUACGGCUCCUUCAAUUUUCGAGUGAAAUCCUCUCCAAACGAUAAUAUGGAGUUAUCGUUAGUUGAGGAGGAUGUCCUUGCUGUAGAUGGUUAGGUUGCCCUGGAUGCUGUGAGGCUGCAAAGAAUGCAAAGGGGUUUUUUUCCAUUAAAUGAAACAAAUGAAGCUUAACUUUGCUAGCAUUGCCUGACAGCAGCAUCUUUUCCUAGCACAUUAAAACGGAAUUGUUGCUUUAUAUAGACAUGUAUUCGUGGGCAAAAAGGAAAGAGAUAAUAAUCAAAAUAAUCUAUGCUGUCAUGUUUGGAUUAAGACGGACAGAGCAUGGCUCUGUUAGUGUUUACAGGAAGGCUUCUGUGGCUGAAAUCCAGGCACGUGAACUUGGAAGUAAAAGUUCCCUUGAAAUCUGUGUCACCCAGGGCUACGUAAGGAGUGGGUGGGCUCUCUCGUAUCGCUGGUAGGCUCACAUGGCUUUAGCUGCAGAGCUACAUCGCCUGGGUAGAAGGAUGCCUUCCAUCUUCAGGCAGGCACUGAUGGGGAGAGGGUCUAGGAGCACCGUUCUCAUUUUCCACAGUGCUCAAGAAUGUUGAGCGAUGCUCCAACACGCCCUGGUACACAAGAAAGACAUUGUCACUGAGGCUUCUGGGUUAGGGUGUGGGGUAUUUACUGUGGUCCUGCAUGUGCAUGGUUUGAGGACUGAAGAAGUGAGCAGUGGCUCGUAGAGGAGAAUCACGUGGGAUCGCAUCUCUUCAAUGCAACGUCUUUUGCUGGAGUGAGUUCAUCUGUUCAGCUGAAAGUCAGCCCACGUAUGCUAAUCGAGAGUAAAAAUUUUGAGCGGUA